This is a messenger RNA of Triticum dicoccoides, 1300 nucleotides long. RefSeq lists its product as uncharacterized. The coding region runs from base 221 to 907 and encodes 228 amino acids. The transcript is spliced from 2 exons. The record is from RefSeq and is a predicted model, not a curated record. Lineage: Eukaryota; Viridiplantae; Streptophyta; Magnoliopsida; Poales; Poaceae.
CGUUUAUCACCUCGCAACAACCAGCAUCGCACGUCCACAAGUAAUAGAUUUAAAAAAUGGGUUCGUUUAUCACCUCGCUAAUCACAUCACACUCCUCUCCCUCUCGUCUCGGCUCCCCAUAAAACACCAACACAUCAAAAUUCAGAGCCCAGACGCGAGAGCUCACAAAGACUCGGGCAGCUGUCGGCGAUCUCUGUGGUACAGGGGCACGUGACCGGGCAUGGGGAACUGCCAGGCGGCGGACGCGGCAGCCGUGGUGAUCCAGCACCCGGGCGACGGCAAGGUGGAGCGCCUCCACUGGCCGACCACAGCGGCGGACGUCAUGCGCAGGAACCCCGGCCACUACGUCGCCCUCGUCGUCCUCCACCACGACUCUGGCGGCGUUGACCACGCCGUCGCCGGAGAAAGAGGAGGUGCCAGGAUAACCAAGAUCAAGCUCCUCAAGCCAAAGGACACGCUCCUCCUCGCCCAGGUCUACCGCCUCAUCACCUCCCAAGAGGUGACCGAGGCCGUGCAGACGAGGAAGCAGGAGAGGAUGCGCAGCUGCGACGAGGCCAUCCAGCAGGAGCGGCCGCGGCUGCACCGCCGGCGGCAACCGCCGAGGCCGAGGGGCGACGACGCGGCCACCACAGCCAACGGAGAACAGAGACAGCCCGCCGAUCACCAGGUAAUUGAUAGCACGCUCGCCUGCGAACUCAUCCAUCAUGGCAAUCGCAGCCACUCAUCUGUCGACCCCUCUUCUUGGUUCAGGAACGGAAGCGGCUGGAGAAGGAUCGGCGCCACCGGAGCAUCGCCGCCACCCGCGGCAGAGGCCGGCACUGGCGGCCGGCGCUGCAGAGCAUUACAGAGUCAUCGUGGAGCGGACACACAGACUGCGAGGAUACAUGCAAAGAGACUCUACAUGUAAAUGAACUAGAGUAGAGAAGUAGAAGAUGGUUUUUGGGGCGCUACCCUUUGUACCAAAAUGCUUGUAGUUGGGGAAACUCCCAGCUACAAGUAUUUCGGAACAGAGAUAGUAGAAAUGUACAUAGAUUAGGGCAGGCGAUCUGAAUGUAUCCAUCGGCUUCUGCCAUGUUUGAAUCCGUUUUGGUACGUGGAUUUUGUCUAACCCGUUGGGCGCACAACGCAUAUCCUAUCCAUCCAUCCAGCAUGCAUGUCAAAUCAACAGGCGUCCAGGAUCCACAAAGAUGCCUUGUACUCAUGCGUAUUCUAGUUUUCUUAUGGCAUUUCUUUUCUGUACUGUGGAUGAUUUGACUCCAGACUGGUCCCACGAUCUGACACAAGGAAUCUCUGUGUCUGU